GUAUUUUAAAAUAAAAACCAAAAAUCUUAGAGUCGCAUUCUCUGCCAGUAAACUGAUGAGCAACUAUAUAGCUUGUUAACAUCACAUUAAAAUAACCAAUUCCUUAAGGUUUUCUUUCUGUAACUCAUCACUUAGAGGCAAGUCCAUUUUUUGCACUCGCUCACAUUUGGACCUCAUCUUCAACAUACUUAAAUACACAUCUUUAGCUUCCAAUAUUACUGAAAAAUGGACACAAAUAUGAAUAUUGAUGAACCAGAAGUCGAUUUAACCAACGAAUCAAGCACUUUUGAACGAAAAAGAAGGCAGCUUAUACUUCAAAUUUCAAAUAAUAUGCAUGAAAUCGUCAAUCUUCUCGAUGUAUUAAAUAAAAAUUUGGAAAGUGUAAAUGGGGUUGGCAAAGAGUUCGACAAAGUUGCAUCCUUAUGGAUGUCAUUUCACGAAUCUGUAACGAACCCUCCUGUUGAGAAUGAUAAUGGAAACGCGUUUAAAGUCUGACGGAAUUUUCCUGCGGUCCAAUGGCUUGCCUCGUGCAUGUAGUUUUAUACGAUAUUGUGCAUAUAUGUUGAAUGAAAGUGGAAAAUAGUUUCUAGGAUUGACACAGCGACGUUAAAU
Messenger RNA from Schizosaccharomyces japonicus yFS275, 612 nucleotides. RefSeq names its product DASH complex subunit Dad1. Gene Ontology annotation, cellular component: mitotic spindle; DASH complex; nucleus. Lineage: Eukaryota; Fungi; Ascomycota; Schizosaccharomycetes; Schizosaccharomycetales; Schizosaccharomycetaceae. The record is from RefSeq and is a predicted model, not a curated record. Bases 226 to 495 code for a protein of 89 amino acids. The transcript has 3 exons.